AUCCUCCCGCAGCAGUCAGGACAGCGACGGAGGCCAACAAAGCACGACUUUAACACCAAUUGGAUAGAUUUGAAAACCAAUCACGAGCGAUGGCAGCAAUCAGGAAAAAGCUGGUCAUAGUGGGAGACGGAGCCUGCGGGAAGACCUGUCUGCUCAUCGUGUUCAGUAAGGACCAGUUUCCAGAGGUCUACGUGCCCACGGUGUUUGAGAACUACGUUGCUGACAUUGAAGUGGACAGCAAACAGGUUGAGUUAGCACUCUGGGAUACAGCAGGCCAAGAAGACUAUGACAGACUGCGCCCUCUCUCCUAUCCAGACACUGAUGUCAUCCUGAUGUGCUUCUCCAUCGACAGCCCUGACAGUCUUGAGAAUAUCCCUGAGAAGUGGACUCCUGAGGUGAAACACUUCUGCCCAAAUGUUCCCAUUAUACUAGUGGGAAAUAAAAAAGACCUGCGUAACGAUGAGCACACCCGGAGGGAACUUGCCAAAAUGAAGCAGGAACCUGUGAAACCAGAGGAUGGACGGGACAUGGCCAACAGGAUCAGUGCCUUUGGAUACAUGGAGUGCUCUGCAAAAACAAAGGAUGGUGUGAGGGAAGUGUUCGAGAUGGCGACCAGGGCUGCACUACAGGCCAGGCGGGGAAAGAAGAGCAAUAAAUGUGUCCUACUGUAAACGGGGCACGAGGAACACACCCACACAAGACUGUUCUCCCCAGUUUUUACGAAAGGUGUAAUGCUUUUACCUUUUUUUGUCUUAAGCAAAAGUAGUCAGGUUCUGUCAGUAUUCAAUUUCGAGGUUAUGGAAAAUACUUUUUUUGUACUUUAACAUGAGUCAAUUUGCCAUAUUGAAACCUCCUUUAUCAACAUGUACUAUGUAAUCAAAGUGGUCAGCGAGGGGACUGGCUGUGUCAUACCUGCCAACUACAGUUAAGUGCUAAAGCCCUGCCUGCUGAUCUGAGGAAUGUUUCCACAGCCAACGAGGGUGAAGCACCUGUACACUGUGACCCGUAGUCCUUUAAUUAUUUCAGACAGACGCACACAUUAAGUCAAAAUUGUUUGUGUGCUUCCUAUAUGAAUCCUAUGUGCAUUAUGAUCACUUGCACAAUAUGAGACUGGAAACUCAUUUUGUUAAAAUGCAAAUGGAAACUUAGUGUUUUUGUGUAAUAAAUUACUUUGUAAGAA
Molecule: messenger RNA, 1180 nt
Organism: Pseudoliparis swirei
Lineage: Eukaryota; Metazoa; Chordata; Actinopteri; Perciformes; Liparidae
Product: rho-related GTP-binding protein RhoA-B
Exons: 5
Coding region: 90-671 (193 amino acids)
Biological process (GO): cell migration; small GTPase-mediated signal transduction; stress fiber assembly
Cellular component (GO): cleavage furrow; dendritic spine
Molecular function (GO): GTPase activity; GTP binding
Source: RefSeq, a predicted model, not a curated record